UGACAGCAACAAUGUGCACAUAGCCGCAAGAUAAAAUCCUUACCUUUUAAAUUAUCUCCUGAAUACCUGAACAAACUACAGGUGAAGGCUGCCAGGCAGGAAGGUGAAGGCCAGUGCUGUACAUUUCCACAGUCCAUUGAUUUUUCUCUUGGGUCAUCCAGUUUAUAUAUAGCCCCACAGUUGUCCUUUGCAUAUAUUCAAGCGGGUCAUGUGAGCUGUAGUUGGCAAAUUGUCGCCAGUUACAAAGUCUAUCUGUGUUCACUUGAAAAUGGAAAGUUCUUUGUAUUAAGCAGCAGAUAUGUUGUGAUGGUCUUAUCUUGUGGCCGGAUUCAUGCAUGACACCUGCAGGUAAUCACAGAUGCAGCAACACUUGUCUAACAUGUGUGUUGGACUGGGCUGAGAUGGUGACCUUGCCCUUGACUACUUCUCUACGUGAAGUCCCAUGAUGAAGUUCUGGCAGCGUUUGGUCAUCCUGUGCAGUUCAGCAUUUCUCAUGCUGACUGUUGUCUACUUCUACAAUGAUAACCAGAUCCACAGUCACGUCAGUCGAGCCCGGCUUCGUGAAUCUCACCUGUGGCCUCUUAUCUCUCAGUCGUUCUCCUUAGACCGCAGUGAUGAGAUGUGCCAUUUCAAAAUCACUGCAAACUCCCACCCGAACAUUUCAACUUACGAUCUCUACCAACAGACCAACUUCAAUGUGAAUCCCGAUGGCUCGUACGAAAUGCCGAGCCCACCACCCGACUAUCCGAACAAGUCUGACUGGGAUUUGGAACCGCUGACCGUCAUAGUGGUCCCUCACUCCCACCAGGACCCAGGCUGGCUGAAGACAGUUGAUGAAUACUACAUCGACCAGACCAAGCACAUCCUCACCAACAUGGUGAACAAACUGACGGAGUACCCCAACAUGACAUUCGUCAUGGCAGAGACUGUGUUCUUCAGCAUGUGGUGGAACGAGCUGGAGGAUGCUGUGAAGGUUCACGUAAGAAGACUGGUACGCCGUGGACAGCUGGAGAUCGUGAUGGGCGGCUGGGUGAUGCCUGAUGAAGCCUCCACUCACUACACGUCCGUCAUUGACCAGCUGGUGGAGGGCCAUCAGUGGAUGUGGGAGAACCUCGGGGUGAAGCCUCAGAACAGCUGGUCCAUCGACCCAUUCGGCUACUCGGGCACCAUGCCCUACCUCUGGAAGAAGGCAGGAAUGGAUAACAUGGUCAUCCAGCGAGUUCAUCAGUCCAUAAAAGGAUCACUGAUUUCUCGACAAAGUUUAGAGUUCAAUUGGCGACAAGCCUGGGAUUCCAAAGGCACCACGGAUAUUCAGUGUCACAUCAUGCCAUACAUGCUGUACAACAUUAAGUUCACGUGCGGACCAAACAAAUAUAUCUGUUUAUUGUUUGACUUCAGGAAUAUACCUCAUGAAUAUUCAGAAAGCAGAUCCAAAGCUAUCACAAAUGAAAAUAUAGAAAAGCAGGCAAAGUAUCUUUAUCAGCAAUAUAGAAAAAAGUCCUAUCUGUAUAAAUACAACACAAUAUUGGUGCCACUGGGUGAUGAUUUCCGAUAUGAUUAUGAAAUAGAAUGGGAUCAACAAUACGAAAACUAUGCCCUUUUGAUGAACUAUAUGAAUUCUAAAAAAGAGUGGAAAAUACAUGUAAAGUUUGGAACACUCAAAGAAUACUUUAAAUUAAUGAGAAAAGAAAAAUCUUUCAAGAUGGCGCAUGGUCACGACAAAGGUCUGCCGGUGCUGUCUGGUGACUUCUUUCCAUACUCUGACCAGAACAGUGAGUACUGGAGUGGAUACUUCACAACUCGCCCCUUUGAUAAAAAGUUCUCUAGGGAUGUACAGCAGCACAUCCACGCGGCCGACAUCUUGAAUACUUUAGCCUUUGCCUACUUCAAGAAGUGGAACAUGCACAACCAGAACCGUUUUUUCCGAUACUCGUCCUUUUUGCAGAAGGCUCGUCGCAGCCACGGCUUGUUCCUUCACCACGAUGCCAUCACAGGAACGGCCAAGUCGUAUGUUGUGAUAGAUUACGAAACACGUCUGGCACACGCGUACAAUGAUACUCAACACGUCAUGGCAAUGGCUAUCCAGGCCCUGCUGUCGAAGGGCAAGGUUGAGUCUCCAGUGGUGUUCAAGCCAGAGACCGUGCGGCCUCGGUUCAACAAGCAGCCAGAGAAGCAAGUGAUUGAAGUGAAAGAAUCCGGAACAGUCGUCGUGUUCUUCAACCCGCUAGCACAGCACAGGCAGGAGGUGGUGCGUGUCAUCACCAACACGGAUCAUAUUGUCGUCAAGAACGACAGAAAUAAGAUAAUUCCCUAUCAGAUAAACCCAGUGUGGGAAGACAAGACCACGGUCAGUGGGACUUCGUUUGAAAUAGUCUUCAUUGUCGAGUUGUCUCCCUUUGGAAUUGCUCCUUAUACGUUGAUCCGGGUUGAUUUUUUCGACUGGAAUCAGGUAUAUCCAGCAAAGAUUUCCAUGUUCAACACAGAUGAGCUGAUUGUGGCCCCUGAAGCCCCGUUCUAUCAAAAUCGCCCAAAGAAGGAGAGUGUGGUGCCAGUAAUCAUAGAAAAUGAUAACUACAAGCUCAUGUUUGAAACCAAGACGGGUAGCUUACAAGUAGUGGUAAACAAGCUGACUGGCAACAGAACCGACAUAAAUUUAGAAAUCUUAGCCUACCACUCUCAAGGAAGUGGUGCCUAUCUAUUUUAUCCUGCUGGUGAAGCAAAAUCCAUCUUUUACGACGACAUUCCAGUCAUCCGUGUCAUAGAGGGACCCAUCAUGUCACAGGUUCAGGUGAUUUUCCACCCGGUCCUCACCCAUACAGUGACUGUGUACAAUCACCCUCCACUGCAGGCAGCAGGCAUCUUCAUAACGAACAACCUCAACAUGAUAGCUUUCAGGGAGAAGGAAAUCAUCAUGAGAAUGAAGACCAGCAUAAACAACAAAGACUCAUCCUAUUUCACCGAUCAGAAUGGAUUCCAGCUCAUUAAGAGAAAGACAAACAAUAACUUGCGGAUAGAGGCAAACUAUUAUCCAAUGACUUCCAUGGGUGUGUUGGAGGACGAAAAGCAGAGGCUGACUCUGCAUUCUGGACAGUCACACGGUGUGGCUGGACUGAGGGCCGGCUGGUUUGAGGUGAUGUUAGACAGACAGACGAUAUACGACGACAACCGAGGACUCUCUGAGAGUGUGGAGGACAUCAAGCCAGUGACAAGCGACUUUGUCCUCAUGCUGGAGGACCGGCAACAGAAAAACCACCAAAAGCAUUUCCACUAUGCACUUCCAUCACUGCUCAGCAUAUCAGUUGGGGACUUCCUUCAGACACCUAUCGUGGCGUACUUUAGCGUGUUGGACACAGAGGUAUUCCACAACACUUUCAAACCGCUGAGUUCUGCUCUCUCCUGUGAUACAACAGUGACCAGUUUCCGUAGUUUAGCCACUGCUAAUUUGGUGUACAACGGGACAAGUCUGAUUCUACACAGACGAGGGUACGAUUGUGCUUUCCCUGUCAAAGGAGUUCAGUGCUCUGUGUCGGAUAACUCCGUUUCAUUAGGAUCUUUGCUCAAAGAUUUCCCUCCCCGUGCUAUAAGGGAAACAACUCUUACUCAUUUAUAUAAAAAGGGUGUGGUAGAGUUACUUUCUCCUUUAAAAAUUUCUCCAAUGGAACUAGCAGCAUAUCAUAUCCUGUGGUAGAUAACUAAAUCUAGAUUGGUGUACAUAAUUUUUGAGAUGUGAGCUAAUGUGUAUAUAUUGAAGAAUAUGACUUUGUAAGUAGAUCACUAUACCGCUAAAAUUGGACAACACUUAAAUGUAUCUACAUAUUGAUAGCCACACAUAUACAUAAUAUCAGCAAAAGGUAACUAUCUUGCACUAAUGCAUAAAACCCAACUAAUAUUAAACACUAUAAGUACAUAUAUAUACAUUUAACAUCUCAAUGAAUGUUUUAAAAAUGUUGUGUUUUUUAUACAUUUUAUUUACAUAUUGCAUAUAAUUUGGUUAAAUUUCCAUCCCAUUUUUAAUGACCAUGCCUAUGCAUGUCUACAUAUAUUCAGUAUAAAGAUCAUUAAACCUCAUUUACUUCUAAGUGAGUAAUAUUUAUAGAUUCCAACAUAACCCAGCUAUAUGAUAGACAUAAUUAUAUUUGUCCAAACCCAAUUAUGUAAUGCUGUAGUGGGGAGAGGAUACAUUACAUGUUGUGGCGGAUGGGAAGAGUGUUUAUCAGAAUUAUGUGUCAUUUUGUGUUUUGUGUGCAAGUCAUGUCCAGUGUUUCUAUUACAGUUCACAUUUUUUAAUCAAGUAUUUAUUAAUACCAAAGAAACAAACCCAGUCAGUGUUGGUCAAAUUAUAUCAGAGCAUCGAAGAAAUGGAUGUGUAUGAAUAAAAGUAUUAUGUAAUUGCAGAGGGGAUGUGGUCCUUGCAUUAUAAAACAUUAUUUGGAGGUGAUAGUAACAUAUUGGACAUGUUCUGCAUUACAUAAUUGUUGAAUGGCAUAAUUAUAUAAUAAAACAUAAACAAAAUAAAUUCAACUUUCAUUGUUCAUUUUAAACAAAAUUCAUUGAGGUGUUAUUAUUAUUUCAAUCUGCAUGUCUGUUAGGCAAGACUAACAAGUUUUAAACAUUCCUUCGUUUUCUUAGAAAUUACAGGGUUUCUUAAUAGUUAAUAAAAUUAAUUUAGAUUUUGUUAAAUACACCUAAAAACAUUAAAGUGAAACUGUAUCAUGUCUUGAUAUUACAAUGCCAUAUAGUUUUAUUAUUGAAAACUUAAUCAACAGAACAUUUCUCAAUUGUCAGCAUUUCUUUUAAUUUCAUUUACAUGUAUUGUCUUGACCAGAUUAUCAAUAACCAUGUCUGUCCAUUCUGACUAUGCAGUGUAGACCACAGUUUGUAAAAUAUUAGCUUAAAUGAUGUACAUUUCAUAAAAUAUAUACUAAAUCUUGAUGUACAUUUUCGUAAAUGUCGCUCAAGAUGAGUGAUGUCAUGAAUGUAAGAAUGGCUUCCUUAAAUUCUGAAUAUUUGUUUCCAUUUUCACUUAUCUAUACAGUAAAAACAGUAUGACUUUCCUUUGUAUUUGAUGUACAUGCAUGUAAAUGUACACCCAGCAUUAAUAUGUCCAUACAGUCAAGUUUAUAGUGUAGUAGAUGUAUGUUUCUGAACAAAUUACCACAUGAUUAAUUAAAUAAAAAUAAUAAAUAACGACCCCAAAACAAACACCAUCACUGCUUGGUGUGCAGAAGUAGUGUAUAUUGGUGUGAACCAGUAUAUCAAAAUAUGAGAAGGUGGAAAGAAACCGUGAGGAAACUGGAUACAAAUUUCAUUAAUGGUCAUGUACCAGUAUGUGUACUUUGUUUUUAAAUAUUUUUAUUGCACAUGCCUGAGUUGCUAAAUUAGUUUAUUUUUCUAUGUCUGUUAGAGUGAAUAGAUAGGUCUACUGACAGCUGUAUGAUAAAUAGUAGUUAGACGGUGGUUGGAUGGAUAGAUGCAUGGAUGCAUGGAUGGAUGGAUGGAUAAAUAGAUUGAUGGAUAGAUAUUAUAGUAUGUGUCUUCGUGCAUGCGCACAUGCCUAAAUAUGUGUAUACAUACUGGCUAAUGUCUAUGUAUUAAGCAUUAAUAAAAGGUCAGAUUAAAACAAACCCAACAUAAACCAUCUAUGUAUAAUAUGUAUAUGUAUAAAGAUUAAUUACUGAGAGGUGGUGGUGUCUGUUUUGUUCAAACCAUUGUUUAUAAUUAUCUUCUUGACUGAAGGACACGGUAAAUGAGUCUGUAAGGGAAACAAUCAAGGGGGGUGCAUUAUUCACGUUCAUUUUUCAAUCGGUUUAAUAUCUCAUUUGUCACGUGUAACAUAUAGACACAUUUAGGAGCUCAUAUCAAACAUAUUUACUUCAUUUUGUAUUGUAUAAACUGGUGAGUUCUGAGCCUGUAUGAUUCAAUUUGUUUGUUAAAAUUAGACAAGUAUGAAAGUAAAAUGCUGGUGGAUAUAGACAUAGACUAUAGUAACUAUAGUGAGAUAAUGAAAAACCCCCAACUGGUAACUAUCUAUAAUUGAUUUAAGCCUAUCAAACUCUCAAUAACUGACAUCUACAAACUUAACCAUAAUUUAACUAAUUUGUAUAAAGUUAACUUUUAAGUUAGAGCAUAAACCUUCAAACUCUGAUAAGCUUCAUAAUCUAAAUUUCAGGAUCAUUAAUUUAAACCUUUAAAGUUUAGACUCAAAUCUCUGGUAUUAAUGUCUGGAAACAUUACCAUCAUAGCAAUACAAACAAAUUGCAUGCAUAUGAUGUCUAGACUAAUGUAUUAUCAGUAUCAGCCCUGCAUAAUAAAAUUUAUUUUAACAUUCCCUUGCACCAAAAAUAUUCUAUUUUGAUGCCACCAUGGGCAUAUAAAAUAUAUAGACAUUUUUUUGUGUUCAUGCAUAGUACAAAGCCAUCCAAACUGACCAAUAGCAAUAAUGUAUUAUUUCUUUCUUGAUAAAUGACCAUGUCCAACAUGGCAGCAGUGAUCAGACAUUGGUGGAAGACUGUCAUUGUUAAUGUUAUAUACAUGUGUAAUAUAGAUAUACAGUGAAACCCCUUUAAACCAGUCACCCUUUGGACCAAGUAAAAAGUCUGGUUUUAAGAAGUAUUCACUUUAGAGAGGUUAUGUUCUGUACUUAUUUUAAAAAAGGGACAGUGAAAAUUUCCAGUUUUGAAAUAAUUCUGGUUUACAGAGGGUCCAGUUUUGAGAGGUUUCACUGCAUAUAUAUAUAUAGCUAUAUGGUUGCAUAGUAUAUUUUCCUUAAAAUGACCAAACUGUUGCAACAUUAUAAUGUUCAAAAUCAAAUGUACCAAUAUUAAUCACUGUACAAAAGCAAAUAUAGCACAAAUGUUUGUGAAAGGUAUUAUUUUUACAUCAGUGAUAUUAUUGUGAACAUUUUUCUUAAUUGCAUUUAUCUUCACCAAAAUUAUGAAAAACAUAAACACUAAACUAAAAUGGUUAAUGUAAAGGAUUAAGUUACAACAUGAUUCAAUGUCAUGAAGCUGUUGAUGUAUAAAUGAAAACAAGUUAAGACUAUUGAAUAUGACCAUUGGUAGCCUUGAUAAUGAGUUAUACUUAAUGUGUUUAUAGUGUGUAUAUUGUGGUGAUGAAUAUAAACAAAAUAUGAUUGAAAUAAUUUAACCACUGCCUUUUUUUAGUGUAAAACACAGACAGAAAUAAAGUGUGUUAAACAUU
This is a messenger RNA of Gigantopelta aegis, 7200 nucleotides long. RefSeq names its product alpha-mannosidase 2-like. Gene Ontology annotation, molecular function: carbohydrate binding; alpha-mannosidase activity. Gene Ontology annotation, biological process: mannose metabolic process; protein deglycosylation; N-glycan processing. The record is from RefSeq and is a predicted model, not a curated record. Gene Ontology annotation, cellular component: Golgi membrane. The transcript is spliced from 2 exons. NCBI's taxonomy places the organism in Eukaryota, Metazoa, Mollusca, Gastropoda, Neomphalida, Peltospiridae. Bases 443 to 3688 code for a protein of 1081 amino acids.